This is a messenger RNA of Pimephales promelas (fathead minnow), 4710 nucleotides long. RefSeq names its product RE1-silencing transcription factor (gene rest). Gene Ontology annotation, biological process: positive regulation of transcription by RNA polymerase II. NCBI's taxonomy places the organism in Eukaryota, Metazoa, Chordata, Actinopteri, Cypriniformes, Leuciscidae. Gene Ontology annotation, cellular component: nucleus. The record is from RefSeq and is a predicted model, not a curated record.
CGCCCUGUGUGAGCGAGCGCGCUGACGUCAGACAUCCCCCGCUAUCGCUGCGCGAGAGCGAUGUGUUGGAAUGCGUGAGUCUCGCGCACUUCCUUGACCGAUUUGAGAGUUUGGAAAUAACUUCUCCCGAAACUUGUUUCUGGAACAACAUCGCCGAACAACGAGUGAUCGUCUCCGCUAGUUGAGCAUGGCUGCUCAGAUGGUGUAUUCUGCUACUUCUGGUAUCUUCAUGCCUGGAGGGAUCCCACUACCGGAGGUGGGCCAUGACCUUCCUGAGCUGCCUCGGAAUGAUGUGGCCGCCCCGCAGCUAGUGAUGCUUGCUAACGUAGUGGUAUCAUCAGAGGCGUCUUCCUCAGACUACAAUGCAGAAGAGAAACAAAUGGUUGAACUCAAGACUGUUGGAUGCAACAACUAUUCUGACAGUGAGGAAGAGGGUGUUAUCAGAUACAGCCUUGACAAUUCGGAAAUGUCCGAGGACACGUACGCUGAGCGGGCCACUCGGGUUGAGGCAGAUGUUACCGAAAGAGCGCCGGAGCAAGUUGAAAUGGAGCGGGCAGAAGAUCUCUCGAACCCGUCCGAAAAGGCCCCAUCUGAGUCCUCGCAGGCGGAAAAACGCAAGCAUACCCCGAUUGUCAUCUUCGAAUCCAACAAAAAGAAGAAGAAGCCCUUCCUUUGUAAACCUUGCCAGUACCAGGGCGAGAACGAGGAGGACUUUAUUCACCAUAUCCGCAUUCACAGUGCCAAGAAAAUGAAUGUGGUAAAUGGUGCGGCUGACUCUGACGACGAUCUGGCCAGUGAGACAGGACAAUCUCAGACACCGAACCAAGAGAAUAGUGAAAGUUUGAGCAACUCCAAAGGUGUGAUCCGCUGUGAGCGUUGUGGAUACAACACCAACCGUUAUGACCAUUACAUGGCUCACCUUAAACAUCAUACUAAGGAGGGUGAAGAUCAGAGAGUUUUCAAGUGCACCAUUUGUGCUUAUACCACCAUCAGUCAGUACCACUGGAAGAAACAUCUGAGGAACCACUUUCCCAGCAAGCUUUUCACUUGCAACCAGUGUUCAUAUUUUUCUGACCGCAAAAAUAACUACAUACAGCACAUCCGGACCCACACUGGUGAGCGUCCCUUCCAGUGCGUAUACUGUGAGUACUCCAGUUCCCAAAAAACUCAUCUGACCAGACACAUGAGAACCCAUUCAGGUGAGAGGCCUUUCAAAUGCGACAACUGCAGCUACCUGGCAGCCAACCAGCACGAGGUGACCCGCCAUGCCAGACAGGUCCACAAUGGACCCAAGCCCCUAAGCUGCCCUUACUGCCAAUACAAGACAGCCGACCGCAGCAACUUUAAAAAGCAUGUUGAGCUCCAUGUCAACCCUCGCCAGUUUCUUUGCCCAGUCUGCAAGUAUGCUGCGUCCAAGAAGUGCAACUUACAGUAUCACAUCAAGUCCAGACACCCGGGAUGCAGUGAUAUCUCGUUGGACGUGUCAAAGGUAAGACUGCGUGUCAAAAGGACUGACAUCGACGACGUUUCGCCAAACGAGCUUGCGACAGAACAGGCUGGAGCAAGGGGAAGUGAGGAAAAGCAGUUGGAAGAGUUGGAUGACGUUGAGUCAGGACCCAUCAACCUCUCCAUUAAGAAAUCUAGUAAACCCACCUCUGCUGUGGAGACUGAGCUGACUGGUAAGACCCCAAAGAAAAACAUAGAUCUCAAUGUGAAAGAAAAAUCUGGAAAGCCAAGCCAGCAACCCAACGAGAAAAAGGCCAUGGCGAAAAAUGAGGGGAAAGAGAAAACCGGUAAGAAGGUUAAAGGAAAGACUUUGGUGAAAGACAUUGCCUCAACACAAACAGAGUCCUGCAAUAACAAACAAGCUAAUAAAAAGGAGUUAAAGAAGGUAGAGAAAUCAAUCAAAUCUGUGGAGAAAGUAAUGAAAGGUCGUCCUAAGAAAGAAAAGCCAUUAAAGGAGACCGCCAAUGAAGUUAUUGCAAAACGUCAACCCGUUGUUGAAGAGCAAAGGUUUGGUUUGGACAAUGAAAGACUGGAGAAAGACCUUGUAGAUAAACAGCAGCAGCACCAGGAUAAGGAAGAAAGAGAGGGGCUACAAAAGGAAAACCGAUUGCUGAAUGAUAAAGUGAAGGAGACCGAAGAGAAAGAAUGUGCAAAGGAUUGCAGGAAAUCUCCAACCAUGAAGCCAUGCAAGAGGCAGACAAAAUUGUCAAAGGUCAACAGUGAUACCCAGAGUAAAGAGGCAACGAAAGAAGUCAGGACUAAACCGGUCAAAAGAAAAGCAGAGAACAUGAAUGAACUAGCGACUGAUUCUUCAGAAGCAAAGCGGGUCAAGCGCACAAAGAAAGCUACAGCCAAGCCAUCAACAAGUUCGGGUGCUCCAGAGAGAAAUCACACCAUACCUGAUGUUCUACAGGCCAUCAAUGCUGAGGCAAGUACAAACAAACCUGACAGUUGUGUCAUUGAACCCGAGAAGACCGAUGAAGUCCCUCAGAAGCUAAGCCCUCCAGAAGCCGAAAAAGGGCUCACCACAGAAACACUGAAGGUGCUUAACCAACCAGACGAGCAGACGCCUACCGAUGUGACCAAUCACAAGGAGACUGCUGCUGUUUCAGAGGAACCCACAGUCUUGUGCGAUCCUCCCUCAGAACAACCUAAAGAAACCGAGAAUAAGAUCUCACGUGAACCAAAAGAAAUUCCAGAAGUAGACAGUGGAAGUGAGAUGCCGUCACCUACUGACAGCGAGAGCUCUCCAGGUUUCAGCUCAUCUCUUGAACUUCCUGGUCCGCCUGGUCACAAAUCCACCGAUGCAGAGUAUGACGAGGGUAUCCACAGUAACGAUGGGGGAAGUGACAUCAGCGAUAGUGCCUCUGAAGGAAGCUACGACUCCGGUCUUAACGGACUGGCUGCCGCCAACGAGGGUGGAGAGAAACUUCCAGAGACUCCAACGGAAGAGCUCCCAUCUUCAACCAAACUGCUCAGUCACACGUGUAUCUUCUGCGACCGUACGUUUUCUUUAGAGAUGGACUACCGCCGCCACUUGAACCGCCAUUUAGUGAAUGUGUACUACUUGGAGGGGGCAGCUCAGGGUGACAAGUGAGGAGUAUCUUUUUUGUGUUCAAGGCAGUUUAUGAGGUUCUCAGAGACUUCCGAACUGAACAAAGCUUGUUCAAGUUGUAAAAAAAAUGAGGUUCCUGUCUGUUCUUGUUGGCUUUACAGCUCAAGACAGACGCCCACAUCAAUGCUUUCUAGUUUUUAGCUUGCCGUGACAUGAUGCAACAUGAAAUGUCAAACUAAUAUAUUUCUUACCACAGUAUUCCUGAGAUUACAAUCUCGAAUAAACUUGUGAUAGGAUUCGAUUGUCUUGAGUUCCAAAUGAAGUGAAUUUGGUCAAAAUGGUCAUCGUUUUUUUUUUUUUUUUGUAAGACUACUCGGACAACAAAAAAAUUGAGGGCUGCCCUGAAAUCAAGUAAACUUUGUCCCUCCAUCCCUGCAGAGAGCUCAGAUUAGCCAGACCCAGGUGGUCCAGCACUGAAUAGCCCUGAAGAUAAUGGGGCUUUCACUGUCUUUGUGCUGCUCCACUCCACUGAAGCGCCUCCAUCGCUGGGUAGCAAGAGACGGAGUGUGUGUUUAAAGCUGGCUAAUGUCAUUGUAUUCAACUGUUUCUUUGUUCCCUUUUACAGUUUAGAGAGCACUUGACAACUAACCAUAAUCUUACCUUUCACAUACAAAAACAUUUCUGUACACUUCCUAGAGGUCUUUCUUUGAUUAGGCUGCUCUGCCUUUUAAGGAAAGUAGUGUAGUUUGAAAUGUUUGAAUAGUAGGUUAUUUUCUGUCUAAGAUUUUUACACUUGUGUUUGUAGAUUUUUGUCUUUUUUCUGUCAGAUUUUCUGGUAACGUCAUCCUCAGUCCAAAGAUUUUGUUGCUUUUGUCUGUAUAUAAACUGUACAUAUUUCUGUUCUUUACUUGCUCUUCAGUGCCUCAGACAAUCAAUUUGAGCAUUUUAAUUCAUUUCUCGGAUAUGUAGAUCCUAUUUACCAUCGGAAGAACAAAUGUCUUAUCUUUUCUCUGUAAAACAUUCCCUUCUAUAUCAAAUUAAUGAUCUGCAUCAAAAAUGUUUAUCCAAAGUUUAUCUACGGUAGUCAUAUGACUUUUGACUGACUUUCUUUAGUUUUUUAUGAGUGUGAAUGUGUUGUUGCCACAAACCUUUAAAUGUGCCACCAUAUCAUUGUCUAAAAAGGAGAAGAAAGAAAGAAAAAAAAAAGAAGAAAUUUAUAGACAAUUGCCUUUAGUGCAUUAAGUGCAAUAUUGAGUUUUUGGAUAUAUUACCAAAGCAAGAUGUAGUUGGUAGGGUUUUAGGAGUAAAAUCCCGUGUUGCUCCUUCAAAACCAUCCACAGGGCCCCUGAAAACUCUUGAACGGUUGGAUACUUUAUCACUGUAAACAUUUUUUUUUUUUAAGCACUGCAUUUCUUUUUUUAGAAUAGCAUGUUUCCAAUUCACAACUUGAAUUGUUGUCAUUUACAUAUCUUUGUAAGUGUUUGACUGUCUUUUCCAUUUCCUAGUAAUAGCAGUCAAAUUAUAUCAGUUGAAAUAUUAUAUAAUGUCCCCUCGAUUUGGCUUUUUAUGAAUAAUCUGCAAAAACAGUUUACUGUGUGACCUGUAUGCUUAGCAGAAGAUGUUUCAAUAAAAUAAAAACUCUUGCCACA